GACCAUGUGGCACACAGGGAUGAACAUUGAAAGUUUGAGAAAUUCAUAGAAAACAAGAACUUUUUUGAUAAGAUUCACCACUCCAUUUAUUCAUCAAGCAAGCAAGAAAAACAAGCAGUUAUGCCGGCUUGGUCAUAAAUAAGACAUGGAAAAUCAAACCAAAGUGCCUUACUUUCUGCUUCUGGAAUUCUCAAACAAUCGGCAUCUGCAGAUUUUGCAUUUCUUCUUCUUCUUUGUGUUAUAGGUGGCUACUCUAACAACAAAUCUUCUCAUCAUCUUUGCAGUUGCUUUUGACCAUGGACUGCACAGCCCCAUGUACUUCUUUUUAAUGAAUUUGGGUCUGCAGGAUCUGGGCAUUACUUCAGUCAUUGUGCCAAAAUCCAUGAUAAAUUCUCUCAUGGACACCAGAUAUAUCUCUUACUUUGGUUGUGUUACUCAAUAUUUUUUCUUUCUCUGUUUUGAAGCUUCUGAUUUAUCCCUCCUGACAGUUAUGGCAUAUGAUCAGUAUGUUGCCAUUUGCCAUCCAUUGCACUAUGAAAUGGUGAUGAAUUUGAAAUACUGUACUGAAAUAAUAAUUCUAGUGUGGGUUACAGGUCUCCUCUAUGGAAUGUUGCAUACCACUGCCACCUUUUCCAUUCUUUUUUGUUCUAAUGUGAUCAACCAAUUUUUCUGUGAAAUUCCACAAUUGCUAAAACUACCCUGUUCUGGCUUAAAUCUUCUUGAGGUUGGAGUUCUAGUGAUUGGUAUUAUUGUUGGACUAGGUUGUUUUACUUUUAUAGUUGUAUCUUAUGCAGUAAUCUUUAAGACAGUAUUAAGAAUCCCUUCUGAAAAAGGAAGGCAAAAAGCCUUAUCCCCUUGUAUUCCCCAUCUUACGGUAGUGUCUAUGUUAUUACUCAGUGGAUGCUUUGCCUAUCUGAGACCUUCCUCUAAUACUCCAUCUUACUUAGAUAUUGGAUUGACUGUUCUGUAUGCCCUCCUUCCACCCUUGUUCAAUCCAAUCAUCUAUAGCAUGAGAAAUAAGAAUGUCAAAUGUGUCCUUUCUAAACUUUGGAGAUUGUGA
Molecule: messenger RNA, 1060 nt
Organism: Pantherophis guttatus
Lineage: Eukaryota; Metazoa; Chordata; Lepidosauria; Squamata; Colubridae
Product: olfactory receptor 14A2-like
Biological process (GO): G protein-coupled receptor signaling pathway
Cellular component (GO): membrane
Molecular function (GO): olfactory receptor activity; G protein-coupled receptor activity
Source: RefSeq, a predicted model, not a curated record